AUGGCUUCAGAAUCCAUGCUCCCAGAGCAGGCAAAACAGCAUCUGAUAAAGGGAAAAAGGCGGCAGCAGCAGCAGCAAACUAGGUCUUCCAACAGUGAUGGUGAAGAUGAAAUCUUUGUAUUUGAAGCAAAUGAGGCUUGGAAGGAUUUUCACAGCUCUCUUCUUCACUUCUUUGAAGCUGGAGAGCUCUGCGAUGUUACACUGAAGGUUGGUUCAAAGCUUAUCUCCUGCCACAAACUGGUGCUAGCUUGUGUUAUACCUUAUUUUAGAGCCAUGUUUCUUUCAGAAAUGGCUGAAGCCAAGCAGACGUUGAUUGAGAUUAGAGACUUUGAUGGUGACGCAAUAGAAGAUCUAGUGAAGUUUGUGUACUCCUCCCGACUUACUCUGACUGUCGAUAAUGUCCAGCCUCUCUUGUACGCUGCUUGCAUUCUUCAGGUGGAGCUUGUAGCAAAAGCUUGCUGUGAAUACAUGAAGCUACACUUCCAUCCCUCCAACUGCCUGGCAGUCAGGGCUUUUGCGGAGAGUCACAACCGCAUUGACUUGAUGGACAUGGCUGAUCAAUACGCUUGUGAACAUUUUGCCGAGGUGGUGGAAUGCGAAGACUUUGUGAGCGUGUCACCGCAGCACCUCCAUAAACUCUUGUCCUCCAGUGAUCUGAAUAUAGAAAAUGAAAAGCAAGUUUACAAUGCUGCUAUCAAGUGGCUUCUGGCCAAUCCACAGCAUCAUGCUAUGUGGCUGGAUGAAAUACUUGCUCAGGUGCGACUGCCUCUGUUGCCCAUUUGUUUCCUUAUGGGUGUUGUGGCAAAGGAAGAGAUUGUCAAGCAGAAUCUAAAAUGUAGGGAUUUGCUGGAUGAAGCAAGAAACUACCACCUUCACCUGAGCAGCAGGGCAGUGCCAGACUUUGAAUACUCCAUUCGCACAACACCAAGGAAGCAGACUGCUGGUGUGCUAUUCUGUGUUGGUGGUAGAGGUGGAUCAGGUGACCCAUUUCGCAGCAUUGAAUGUUACUCUAUAAGUAAGAACAACUGGUUCUUUGGCCCCGAAAUGAACAGUAGGAGAAGACAUGUGGGUGUGAUCGCGGUGGGAGGUAAAGUCUAUGCAGUAGGUGGACAUGAUGGAAAUGAACACUUAGGAAGCAUGGAAGUAUUUGAUCCUCUCACAAACAAGUGGAUGAUGAAGGCAUCAAUGAACACAAAGAGGAGAGGAAUUGCUCUUGCCUCCCUCGGUGGCCCCAUUUAUGCAAUAGGAGGUUUAGAUGACAACACGUGCUUCAGCGAUGUGGAAAGAUAUGACAUUGAAUCUGAUCGAUGGAGCGGAAUAGCCCCCAUGAACACUCCCAGAGGAGGAGUGGGCUCUGUAGCCCUCGUGAACCAUGUUUAUGCUGUGGGUGGCAAUGAUGGUGUAGCAUCUCUUUCCAGUGUGGAAAAAUAUGAUCCCCAUUUGGAUAAGUGGAUAGAAGUGAAAGAGAUGGGUCAGCGAAGAGCUGGCAAUGGUGUUAGUGAGCUCCACGGCUGCUUGUACGUUGUCGGUGGUUUUGAUGACAACUCUCCACUGAGCUCUGUGGAGCGGUUUGACCCACGCAGUAACAAAUGGGAGUAUGUAGCAGAGCUUACAACUCCAAGGGGUGGAGUUGGCAUAGCAACACUGAUGGGUAAAAUUUUUGCAGUUGGAGGUCAUAAUGGCAACGCAUACCUGAAUACAGUGGAAGCAUUUGAUCCCAUAGUGAAUAGGUGGGAACUCGUCGGCUCCGUGUCACACUGCAGGGCAGGGGCAGGUGUGGCCGUGUGCUCCUGUCUCAGCAGCCAGAUCCGUGAUGUGGGCCAAGGAUCCAGCAACGUCGUCGACUGCAUGUGAACUCUGUCGCCUCCUCCAAAUUCCAGAGGAAUAACAGUACAGAGGCACUGCAGAGCUUUUUAAACAGUGUUUGGUAUGGUAGGUUAUGAAAUAAAUACAAAGCAUUUUCUUUGUGAAAAUGUUACUUACUGCAAUAUUAAGGUUUUGGUGGAAUUCUGACAACUGUGAGACAGAAAAGCCUGUGGAAACAUGGAAUAGAAGUCUGUCUUACAGGAGAAAACCCACUAGAGCUGUGCUUACUCCACUUUUCAGAAGUCAGAAUUUCAAAAUCAUUUCAGGCAGCUGUUGCAGGGACUCAUUACUGAAUUGUGAACCAGGCAUUAGGUGAGAAGAGAGCAGCAGUCAGUGCUGCUGAGCCUUACCCAGCAGCCCUGCUAAGCGUUUUCUGAAGGACUGGUGUGCCAUUUAAAUUUAACUUAUUUUUCAGAAAUGUAGUCUUAAACAUUUUCUAGUUCUAGAAGAGCUUUGCCACACAAAGCCUUUCAAGUUUUAGAAGGUAACAAUGUCCCUGUUUCAUACUAAGCUAACCAGAGCAGAGAGGUUAGCUGCUCGCCUCCCAAGGGACUGAGUGUCCACAGCUGCUGCUGGCUGCAGUGGAAACUUUCUUCAGACUGAAGACAGUCUGAAGCUGUCUUUUAAGUACUUUCUCACUUGUUGCAAAGCUGAAAAGAUACUUGACCUGUUUGUGGGACUUAACCACUGGAAUACUGGAAUUCUUCUGUCUUCAAUAAAAUGUAUAGUAAUGACUCCCUCCAAAAGGGAAGUUUCUGUUGAGAUAUCAUUCCUGAAGCAUAAUUUGUAAUACAGUGUAAUUUGUCCUACUUUUAGAUAAUAGUGUGACAAAGUACAGAGAUCAGUGGUCGCUGAGUCUGCUAAUACCAUUUUUAUAUGAAGUAGCAACACAUCAUAGAAGUUGCAGUAGUCUAUUAUGACCAAACAAAAAAAAAAAUCACCUUUAAAUGCAACUCUAGGAGCUUACAUGUCCAGUUUCAGUAUCUAGCAGCAAUGCAGUGAUAACAGUAGGGCACUAGCUUCUUUAAAAAAAAAAAAAAAAAAAAAAAAAAAAAAAAAGACAGUUCAGACAGAAAGAAUCCAUCCCCGAAACAGUUAAAUGUCUGAAAACUUAAAUAAACCAAAGAGAAUCUGCAGCAAAAAAGCACUGGAAACAAAACAGUACUUACAUUAAAGAUUAAACCCAAAACUUAACAUGAAACCCUGAAUUCAAGAGCAAGUCCAGCUGCAAAGACUACAGAUGACUAUUCCUGAAUCACCUUGAACAGACCAACGACUGACCAAGAAUCUUCUGUGACCAAAGUUUCCCAUUACAAUAUUUCUCAUGUGACUGGAGAGAGCGCAGAAAACUUCUUUGCAUUCAGUACUAGGGAAAAGCUGUUGACUGUACCAGCAUAAAGCACAGCAAUGUUUUACUAUUGCAUUACCACCGUUUAGCUUUUCUGUUUCCAACCGCUUGCAUGUUGGUGGCACCCAGGGACAAAAAUGAAUGAACGGUACUGUAAAUAAUGAAACACUGCAAUAAAACAUUUGCAUUUCAAGGCA
This is a messenger RNA of Dromaius novaehollandiae (emu), 3411 nucleotides long. It is a transcript of the gene KLHL8, whose product is annotated as kelch like family member 8. The record is from RefSeq and is a predicted model, not a curated record. The coding region runs from base 1 to 1854 and encodes 617 amino acids. Lineage: Eukaryota; Metazoa; Chordata; Aves; Casuariiformes; Dromaiidae. The transcript has 9 exons. Gene Ontology annotation, molecular function: protein binding.